CAGUAUUCGUUGACUCCUCGGUGCGGUUACAUCGGCCAACAGUUUCAUAUCAAAUACAUCCACUUGCAUCUGCCCACAUGACCAUAAAAGAGACGAGUUCAGUGUUAAUUUACAUUUAAAGGGUGCUUCACCAUGAAACAUAUCCUCAUAUGGGUUCUAUCUGUACACUGUUUGGCAUCUUUAGCUCAAAAUGUACCUGAAACAAGUGAACAAAAAGACUUUCUAAACCAAAACAUUCACGGCACCGUUAUUCAAACAGAUGUCAAUGCGUUAGGUGAUGUCCAGGGUAAAAACUUCGAAAAUUUUCCCAAUAAAUUUAACGUAGAUGGCAGUCAAUAUCCUGAACCGUAUAAUAUAGAGUACAAAUAUCACAAUUAUGAAAAAAUGACUUCCUUUCUUAGGCAGACGACGGCUAGAUAUCCAGAGCUGACUGCUCUUUAUUCUAUUGGGAAAUCUGUCCAAGGUAGAGACCUAUGGGUGAUGGUGGUAUCAGCAUCGCCAUACGAACAUAUGAUCGGUAAGCCUGACGUCAAAUAUAUCGCUAAUAUGCACGGAAAUGAAGCUGUUAGUAGGGAACUGAUGCUACAAUUGAUCCACUAUCUAGUAACAAAUUAUUCGUCAGAUUCCUAUAUACGUUGGUUACUAGAUAAUACCAGGAUUCAUAUAAUGCCGUCGAUGAAUCCUGAUGGAUUUGAGGUUUCAAAAGAAGGCAAUUGCGAUGGAAGUCAAGGAAGAUACAACGCAAGAGGUUUCGAUUUAAACCGUAAUUUCCCAGACUAUUUUAAGCAAAAUAAUAAAAGAACGCAGCCGGAAACUGAAGCCGUCAAGGAAUGGAUCUCAAAAAUUCAGUUCGUUCUCAGCGGAAGUUUGCAUGGAGGAGCUCUAGUGGCAAGUUAUCCGUUUGACAGUACUCCAAAUUCUCUAUUCCAGAGCUUUUCAACGCCAUCUCUAACGCCAGAUGACGAUGUGUUCAAGCAUCUAGCAAUUAGCUAUGCUACCAAUCAUGGUAAAAUGAGCCGUGGAGUUUCAUGUAAAACUUCACGUACAGCGUUUAGAAGGGGAAUUACGAAUGGAGCAGAAUGGUAUCCAUUAACUGGAGGUAUGCAAGACUACAAUUACGUGUGGUAUGGAUGUAUGGAAGUGACCCUAGAAGUUUCGUGUUGUAAAUAUCCCCCCGCCCAUGAAUUACCCAAAUACUGGGAAGAUAAUAAACAGGCACUGAUAAAGUUUUUGGCAGAAGCACAUCGCGGUGUUCAUGGCUUCGUCAUGGAUGAAAGUGGAAACCCGUUAGGAAAGGCUUCCUUGAAGAUUAAAUCUAGAGACGUUGGUUUCCAAACCACGAAAUAUGGAGAGUUUUGGAGGAUAUUACUGCCAGGAGUAUACAAAAUGGAGGUUUACGCCGAUGGAUACAUUCCCAAGGAAGUAGAAUUUUUGGUAGUUGAACAACAUCCAACAUUAUUAAACGUAACUUUACAUGGUGCUAAGCCAUGGCAAUAUUUUGCCCCUCCUGUGACCUCUCCUCCAAAAACAAUUAUAUCUAACGACAACGCUAACAUUCCAAAGCAACCCAGGGACACUAUAUCGUUUCCUGCAGAUUAAUUGUAAGAUAGGAAAGAAGGCCAUUAUCAACCAUCCCCUCCGUUACAUAGGCCAGUGUUUCAACCUCAAGCAGAAGAAUCUGGUAUUCUAUCCUCAAUUUCCCACGGAUUCAAUAAUUUAGUAAAUUAUUUCGGAUAGUUUAUAAUCGUACUGCAAGAAAAUAUAUCAUAGAAAGGUUAUUAGAAAUAGGUGGUGUACAAAAUCAUCUAUGUUUUAGAUAUCCUUAAAUUUAGUAGGUUAAGUUAAUUUAUUUAUUGUUUUUAUUUAUAUGCACUGUUUUAACAGUUAAUACACGUUGUUACAUGUGA
Messenger RNA from Diabrotica balteata, 1907 nucleotides. The record is from the annotation of a GenBank genome assembly. NCBI's taxonomy places the organism in Eukaryota, Metazoa, Arthropoda, Insecta, Coleoptera, Chrysomelidae.